UCCGGUCCCGACAAACAAGGACCUUCCGCUGGAGGCGGCGCUCUCUGUUCACGUAACGUAAGGGGCUGUUGUUGUGUUCCAGCCUUGAAGACGUCCACGAACCCUACGCGACAUUAACGACCAUGACCCAAACCGUUCAGACCAAUGGGGUUCAGCCCCUCAGUAAGACCUGGGAGCUGAGUCUGUAUGAACUGCAGAGAACUCCACAGGAGGCCAUAACAGACGGACUGGAGAUUGCAGUGUCGCCUCGAUCCUUGCACAGUGAACUUAUGUGUCCCAUCUGCCUGGACAUGCUGAAGAACACAAUGACGACCAAAGAAUGUCUGCACCGUUUCUGUGCUGACUGCAUCAUCACAGCAUUGAGAUCUGGGAACAAAGAGUGUCCUACCUGUCGUAAGAAGCUGGUGUCAAAGAGGUCGCUGCGUCCAGACCCCAACUUCGAUGCUCUGAUCAGUAAGAUCUAUCCCAGUCGAGACGAGUAUGAAGCCCACCAGGAGAGGGUUUUGGCGCGCAUCAGUAAACACAACAACCAGCAGGCCCUGUCCCACAGCAUAGAGGAGGGGCUUAAGAUCCAAGCCAUGACCAGGCUGCAGCGCGGGAAGAGGCACACGGUGGAAAACGGCAGCGGCGCUGAGGACAACGGAGACUCCUCCCACUGUAGUAACGCCUCAGUCCAUAGCAACCAGGAGGCGGGGCCCAGCAUUAAACGCACCAAGAUGAGCGAUGACAGCGGGCUGGACAUGGAUAAUACUGUUGAGAACGGAGGCGGGGACUCUGUGAUGGACGGCGGCGCCAGUGAAAUAGAGCUGGUGUUCCGGCCACAUCCCACACUGAUGGAGAAAGAUGACAGCCACAGCAGCGUGGAGUUUGUCCCUCGCUACAUCAAGACGUCCGGGAACGCCACGGUGGACCACCUGUCCAAAUACCUGGCUGUCCGUCUGGCUCUGGAGGAGCUGAGAAGAAACGCCGACGCCAGCCCCGUCAACAUGGAGGCGGCCUCCGAGAAACAGUACACCAUCUACAUCCCCACUCCUGGAAACCAGUUCACGGUUCUGAACGGUUCCUUCUCCUUGGAGCUGGUCAGUGAAAAGUACUGGAAGGUGAACAAACCCAUGGAGCUGUACUUCGCCCCCACUAAAGAACACAAAUAGAGGAGAGGAGGAGAGAAGUGCCCACAUUGGGCGGCGUGGAGUCGGAGAGCGACCCGGAAACUCCUGCUCAAAGCUGACAGUAGUGAGUCUGACAGUGACGGCGGGUUUAUGGAGCAAGAAGGACUUUUGUACAAAGCAGACAAACGUCGUUUUAUAACUUUGUGAUUUCCUCCCAGUAGAAAGUAGCAGAUCAAGACAGCAGACCGGCCCAACCAGUGCCUGUCCUCAUGUGGGGUCUGUGCUUGCGCUCACGGUGGUGCUUGCUUGCCGCACGCUCGCCGCUUCAGGACCGACCGCAGCACUGAGCGCUCGGUCCGUCAUGAAGAACGGCUGUGGAAAUGGCUAGAGGCUCCUGGUUGGAGCCGGCCUGUGAAGCUGGACCGAGUGGAGGUGGCGGGGGUCUCGGUCUGCUGUCCUGAUCUGCUGUCCGUAGGAACAAACUUCUUGUAUCUGUGGCUCAUUCUUUUCUAAACGUCUUUUGUAGCAGUGAGGGGGCCGUGUUUUACUAUGGGGGGUGGGGGGUGACCAUUACAGUAUUUCCACGGAUCAAGUUUUAUCACCAGUCUGGACUGUCCGGCAGAUGAAGUGCUGGUCUGAACUCCUGAUCCUCUGCUGGAUCAGGUGAUGGCGAGGCUGGACGGGUUGGACUCCGCCUCCACGUCUUUGGGUUCGUCAGAUUUGUGGAAGUGUUCAGUCGGAGAGCCGCAGUGAUGCUGUGGUCACUUCAUCACAGGAAGUCUGUGUUCAGUCCAAACGCGCAGAAAAAAAGGACGACGACGUGACUCGUCAACGUUCCCGGCAUUUACUGAUUCAGAAAACUGUCUGAAUUGUGUUCCAGUGUCCGCCGUCAUGAUGGGGUCGUGCAAAUGUGCCACUUUUUCAUUUUUAGUUUGAUAGACAAAGCAAUCAGUGGAUCUAAGACCCGACCUGAGGGUCCAACGUCUCAGAUCCGGUUUUCCGGUGGACCGGCGUUUGGUUUUACAUCUGAUCAUGCCGACAGAAGCCAGGCUCACUGUGAUGCUUCGAGAAGUGCUUCACUCCCAUCAUGUUUGAUACUGUUGUCUUUGUGGAAACUGUAAAUCGCCUUUUUCUGACAAAUAAAACCUGAUCUGUGUGGUUCAGUGUGACUGUGA
Molecule: messenger RNA, 2284 nt
Organism: Oryzias latipes (Japanese medaka)
Lineage: Eukaryota; Metazoa; Chordata; Actinopteri; Beloniformes; Adrianichthyidae
Gene: rnf2
Product: ring finger protein 2
Cellular component (GO): ubiquitin ligase complex; PcG protein complex
Molecular function (GO): ubiquitin protein ligase activity; chromatin binding
Source: RefSeq, a predicted model, not a curated record